Messenger RNA from Symbiodinium necroappetens, 1106 nucleotides. The record is from the annotation of a GenBank genome assembly. Lineage: Eukaryota; Dinophyceae; Suessiales; Symbiodiniaceae.
AUGUCGUGGCAGAGCUCCGAUCGUGAUUCCACGAGGGCUUGGGAAGAGGACCAAUGGUCUUGGAAUUCUUGGGGCCAGGGGUGGGAUUCUUGGUCAUGGGGUGCUACUACGUCUUGGCAGUGGGAUGGUGAUUGGAGCUCUUCAGGGGCUCAUGGUUAUUAUUCUGCUGAUGAGAAAGGCCCUCUAGCUGAUGAGAGUGCAAAGGUGCAGCAGAUCCUGAAAAGGGGUCACACAGUUGAUCAGCUUUCUACUGCAGACCUGCAACUUGUAGUGAAGCAUAUCGACAACUUGCAGCAGCAGCAGCAGCAGCAGCAAGCAGAGCAGAAGCAGCAGCGAGCAGAGCAGAAGCAGCAGCGAGCAGAGCAAAAGCCAGCUGCAGAUGCAGCUUCAACGAAGCUUGGGAAAGAAGAAGCAGGUGCUGAGGCUGACAAGGAGGAUGGUGAGCUGAAAGAAUCGGAGAAGCCUAAAGCAAAGAGCAGCGCCGAUGCCCGAUCUGUGAUGUUCGAGGCACUUAAGGAAACCAAGGAGGCGGACCCCGAACGCAGUUUGACAGAGGUUCGCAAAUGGCCGGAGUGCGAGGACUUCGUCCAGUACCUCUGCCUUGUGGACUCGACAGAGGAAGACUGCGAUGAAGAGGAGUUUGAGCAGAUCUUGGAAGCCCAGGCCAUGAGUCCAGAGGAGGCUGAAAUCCAGAAGGCCCAGCAGGAGAGAAAGACGAAAGCCAACAAGGCCCUCACGAGAGCAACAGAGAAGAUCAAGGUCAGUACAAAGAUUGAGCAGGAGGGCAGUGUCGAGGGGAUGUCAGCGCAGAAAGUGCAAGAAGCCCGUGGCCAGCUGCAGGGCGCGGUGGAUCGCGAUGAGGUGGAUGAUCCCAUGGACAACCUCAUCAGCACCCUGAGCUCCAUGUGUGAGACGUUCGACAAAAUCCACAAGGAUUUCCAGAGAUCCGAUGAUGAAGAUGGUGAUACUGCCAGUGGUCUAUUGCAGAACAUCUUGGAGCGGGUCUCCAAUGGAGAGUCUGGCAGGAACUUCAAGGGCAAGAUUAUGUCUGGAUUAAUGAAAUUCAAACCUGGCAACGAUGCGCGGGACUUCUUCAGGAAAGUCAA